Molecule: messenger RNA, 695 nt
Organism: Frankliniella occidentalis (western flower thrips)
Lineage: Eukaryota; Metazoa; Arthropoda; Insecta; Thysanoptera; Thripidae
Gene: Pfdn6
Product: prefoldin subunit 6
Exons: 4
Coding region: 126-506 (126 amino acids)
Biological process (GO): protein folding; chaperone-mediated protein complex assembly
Cellular component (GO): cytoplasm; prefoldin complex
Molecular function (GO): protein-folding chaperone binding
Source: RefSeq, a predicted model, not a curated record
GAGACAUAGACGCAAAGGAAGAACUCGCAAGGAAGAAGAAAGUGUUUGUUGGAAAAUAACCUCCGAAACCAUACGAAAUUAACGUUAAUUCUUUGCCAACUUUAUAAUCAAGCCCUCAUAUCAUCAUGGCAGAGGAACUGCAGAAAAAACUUCAAUUGGAAGUUGAAAACUUUCAGGCUUUGCAAAAACAGUAUCAAAAGACUCUUUCAGUUCGUCAACAGCUUGGCGGUCAGCUUUUUGAAAGUGAAACUGUUAAAUCGGAGUUAGAUCUUGUCAAAAAAGACCAAGAAGUUUACAAGCUAAUAGGGCCAGUAUUAAUUAAGCAAGACCUUGAGGAGGCACUUCAGAAUGUGAACAAACGAAUGGAUUACAUUAAAGGAGAACUGAAGAGAAUUGAUGACACUAUCACCGACAUGGAAAAGAAGCAAGACACACAACGAGACCUUUUAAACAAGCUUCAGCAGCAGUAUCAAAAAGCACAGUUAAGUGCAGGUGGAAAAAACUAGUUUAACUGAUUAAUUAAUUGCUUCUGUGAUUCUUUUGCUUUUCUUUUUAAAGAGACAAUUAAUAACACUAAUUGGUGACUUGAUAAUAAUAGCGCUCUUGCAACAGUCACUUGUGUCUUACUUGCACCUAAGUGCAUUUGUAUGUUUCUAAUAUUGUUUCAUUACACCAAAACUUGCUGGCACAACUGA